AUGCCCCCUGCUUUGGAGAAUGUUAAGGCGAUAACCACACGAGGAGGUAAAACUACUCAAGACCCGCCCUAUCCUAACCAUGUUAACAGGAAGAAAGCAAGCCCGGUGGCAGAAGAACCACCUCGGGAGGAGGAACCCGAGGAAGUUCAUGAAGGGAAGACGGCUCCGCAUGAAUUUUAUGAUACCCAAGUAUUGCCGUUCCCUAUGAGGGCAAGAAAGCCAAGUACAGAUGAGCAAUUCAGCCGCUUUGUUAAGAUAAUACAGCAAGUGAACAUCAAUGUGCCCUUGAUGGAUGCUAUGAAGGUUUCGACCUAUGCUCACUACAUCAAGGACAUAAUAAACAACAAGCGACCACUGCCAACUACCGAAGUAAUCAAGCUCACUAAGGCAUGCAGUGCAGCUAUACUUCAACAAUUGCCCGAGAAGAAAAAGGAUCCAGGAUUCCCAACUAGCAGAUGUUCGAUAGGGGCACAGAACUUCAACAAAGCCUUAUGUGAUUUGGGAGCCAGUGUUAGUGUGAUGCCGAAGACGGUUUUCGACCAACUCAACUACACAGAGUUGACACCAACACCCAUGCAGUUGCAAUUGGCUGACUCCUCAGUACGGCACCCAGAAGGAAUCGCUGAGGAUGUCCCAGUAAGAGUUCGGGACUGUUUCGUCCCAGUCGAUUUUGUGGUGCUUGAUAUGGAUAAUCAGAAGGAGACUACUCUCAUUGUAGGACGGCCGUUCCUCAAUACAGCAAAUGCACAUAUUGAUGGGAGGGGGCGGCGCUGCCAUUUCCCGGUGAGGGAGCUCGCCGGUGGCGAGGGCAAGGUUGGGGGAAAAGGAGAGGAGGUCGAGGCGAACCUGUGGGUGGCAUUGGGGUGCGAGAAUAUGACCGGAGGCGGCCUGUCCGCGGUGGCCGAGCUCGCCGGCGGCGGGUAUUGGCAGACGGCGCCGCUCCGGCGGCCCUGGGUGGUGGUGGCCGAGCCAGUGAGCACCAGUGGAAGGCGGGGAACCGAUUCAGAGGGUCGAUUUGGGUAG
Messenger RNA from Panicum virgatum (switchgrass), 1023 nucleotides. RefSeq lists its product as uncharacterized. The transcript has 2 exons. The coding region runs from base 1 to 1023 and encodes 340 amino acids. The record is from RefSeq and is a predicted model, not a curated record. Lineage: Eukaryota; Viridiplantae; Streptophyta; Magnoliopsida; Poales; Poaceae.